Molecule: messenger RNA, 933 nt
Organism: Colletotrichum chrysophilum
Lineage: Eukaryota; Fungi; Ascomycota; Sordariomycetes; Glomerellales; Glomerellaceae
Exons: 3
Coding region: 1-933 (310 amino acids)
Source: RefSeq, a predicted model, not a curated record
AUGUCGAAGGUUCUCACCGUCUUCGGAGCCACUGGAAACCAGGGCGGCUCCGUCAUCAAGGCAGUCCUCGCAGACCCCGUUCUCUCCAAAGAAUUCAAAAUCAGGGGCGUCACCCGUGAUGUCUCCAAGCCCGCCGCGCAAGCUUUGGCUGCCAAGGGUGUCGAAGUAGUCGCUGCGGACAUGUCCUCAAAGCCGUCCCUCGCCGACGCCAUCAAGGGCUCCGACACCGUCUUCCUCGUCACCACGCCCGACUUCAUGUCCGGCGGCGGCACCCAGGAGCAGGUCCACGGCAAGAACGUUGCCGACGUCGCUGCGAAGGCUGUCGUCAAGCAUCUGAUCUACUCGUCUUUGCUCCACGUUACGGACACGACCAAUGGCCGCCUCAAGCACGUCGUCCACUUUGACGACAAGGCAGAGGUCGAGCGCUACAUCCGCGCCAAGGGUGUCCCGAGCACCUUUGUUCUGCCGGGGUAUUUUAUGAGCAACUUUACUGCGCUGCAGAUGAUCCGAAAGGGCGAGGAUGGGGUUUACAACUUGACGUACCCCGUUGGUGAUGGGGCCAAGUUCCCGCUCAUCGACACUGAGUCUGACGUUGGCACGUUCGUCGUCGCCGCCAUGCGCAACCGCGACUCGGUCCUCGGGAAGCAGAUUCUUGCUGCGGCGGACUACUACACCCCGUCGCGCAUCGUCUCCGAGUUCCAGGAGGUUACCGGAAAGACGGCUCGCUUCGUCCAGAUUGAUGCUGAGACGUACAAGGGCUUCUUUCCUGCUCCCAUGGCUGACGAGAUGUUGGAGAACCAUUUGUUCAUUGGGGAGCCCGGAUACUACGCUGGCAAGGAUCUGAAGGAAAGUCUGGAUCUGGUCAGCGGUGUUGGAUUGAAUCCUACGUCCUGGAAGGAGUUUUUGAAAGCGAACAAGGCUGCUUUCCAGUAG